This is a messenger RNA of Lactuca virosa, 1888 nucleotides long. The record is from the annotation of a GenBank genome assembly. Lineage: Eukaryota; Viridiplantae; Streptophyta; Magnoliopsida; Asterales; Asteraceae.
GAGGAAGGCAAACCGCGUUCAUCCUGCUUCCUCUCUCUGUCACGCGGAAAAUUUUUACUGUGAUCGAUGCUGCAUACUCCAUAACCAUUUUCUUACAACUACCCCCAUCUCUACAUUUUCUUCACUCCCCCUUUGAGUUUUGAAAAUUUUGAAAUGGAGGUGUUCUAUUACAUGGUGUUUGGGGGUUUAGGAUUGAUUGUGGCAGCUUUGGAGUUGAGUAAGAACAACAAAGAUCGAAUUAGCACUUCUCAGUCAUUUACUUCCUUCAAGAACAAUUAUCUUCUUGUCUACUCUCUCAUGAUGGCUGGAGACUGGUUGCAGGGUCCUUAUGUGUAUUACCUUUACACAACAUACGGGUAUGGGAAAGGAGAUAUCGGGCAGCUAUUUAUUGCUGGAUUUGGAUCUUCCAUGCUGUUUGGCACAAUCGUCGGCUCUCUAGCUGAUAAACAGGGUAGAAAGAGGGCAUGUGUGACAUACUGCAUUACUUACAUACUGAGCUGCAUGACCAAGCAUUCUCCUCAAUACAAGGUUUUGCUGUUGGGUCGUAUCUUGGGUGGUGUUGCUACUUCUCUCCUGUUUUCUUCGUUUGAAUCAUGGCUCGUUGCUGAACACAACAAGAGAGGGUUUGAGCAACAAUGGCUGUCUUUAACUUUCUCCAAGGCGAUAUUCCUGGGGAACGGUCUGGUUGCAAUCAUCUCAGGGCUGUUUGGUAACUUUCUAGUGGACAGUGUAAGUCUAGGGCCUGUAGCACCCUUUGAUGCUGCAGCAUGCUUUCUUGCAAUCGGGAUGGCCAUUAUAUUAUCCUCAUGGGGUGAGAACUAUGGAGAUCCUUCUGACAACAAAGACCUGCUUUCCCAGUUCAAGGCUGCUGCUGUAGCUAUUGCUUCAGAUGAGAAAAUUGCACUGCUAGGAGCUAUACAGUCUCUGUUUGAAGGGUCCAUGUACACGUUUGUAUUCCUGUGGACUCCUGCUUUGAGUCCAAAUGAUGAAGAGAUUCCACAUGGUUUUAUUUUUGCGACAUUCAUGUUGGCAUCCAUGUUAGGAAGCUCAUUUGCAGCUAGACUCAUGGCCCGUUCCUCACCUAGAGUCGAAAGCUACAUGCAGAUUGUCUUUUUGGUUUCUGCAGCAUCCCUUUUGCUUCCUAUACUCACAAACUUCUUCGUAAUAGCUCCUCCUCCUUCUGAGGUGAAAGGUGGAGGGAUCUCGUUGGGUUGCAGUAUUCAACUUCUUGGGUUUUGUGUCUUUGAGUCGUGCGUUGGAAUCUUUUGGCCGUCAAUCAUGAAAAUGAGGUCACAAUACAUUCCUGAGGAGGCCAGAAGCACUAUUAUGAACUUCUUUCGCAUACCCCUCAAUAUAUUCGUUUGCAUCGUGCUCUACAAUGUAAAUGCAUUCCCCAUUACGAUCAUGUUUGGAAUGUGCUCCAUCUUCCUUUUUGUGGCUUCUGUUUUGCAGAGGCGAUUACUGGUCAUAACCGAUAAGCCAAAGUCGGAAGAUUGGACAUCGUUGAAAGAGAGAGAUGUGGAGACUGAGCCAUUAAAUGAUGAUUAGCAUCAAAAUAGACAUAUACAAAUAUGAGAACACAUCCAACAAACACAUGUCAUUCCUGUGUUUUGAUAAGAUUAGUUUAUUCAAUCGGCACCAUCCAUGUCCACCUGGCUACACAAACACGUGGAACAAAGAGCUUAAAGUAGCCUGCCUGACUUGCAAGGACUCUCGGCGUCGAACCAACUUUUUUAUUAUUAUUUAUAUUAUUAUCAUGUAUAAUUUUACCGAUUAUUUUCCUACUUGUAUUAAGGUCUCAAAUAAAAACAUUUGUUUGAGACUGUAUUUUUGUCCAACAACUUGGUUUUUUUAGUGUGAUUUCAAGUGUGAACUAUAAUACAUACAA